CACACAUACGUACGUUGUCGUAUUUUACAUUCUCUCUUACGGGGAAAGCAAAGCAAACCCAAUCAAUAAUAAUACCAAGAACCAAUGCCGUGUGGGUUGUGGUCGUCCUCAUGACUCAUGUGAGUCAUGGGGGUAUGUUAAAAAUGUUAAUGUGCUAUUUCACUUUCUUCUUUCCCAACCAUACCCUAAACUAAACCCUCCUUUGAUAUUUUUAUUUUAUUUAUUCUAUGCCUUUAUGCCUAGAACGUUUACUUGAAGCUGCAUCAAUCGAGGAGGGAUUCUUCUUCAUCUUUGGAUUCGCUUUUGAUGCCUCGGAGUCAGAGCUGGGAUGAAAGCUGAAUUUUGGGGAAAAUGGCAACUCUAGUUGAACCUCCCAACAGAAUUAAGCCAAAGGGGAAGCAUUAUUAUACAAUAUGGCAAACAUUGUUUGAGAUUGAUACGAAGUAUGUUCCAAUUAAACCUAUAGGCCGAGGAGCGUAUGGCGUGGUGUGCUCUUCGAUCAACAGGGAGACCAAUGAGAAAGUUGCAAUUAAGAAGAUUGGUAAUAUAUUUGAGAAUUCUAUUGAUGCAUUGAGAACUUUAAGGGAGCUGAAGCUGCUUAGACAUAUUCGGCAUGAGAAUGUCAUUGCUUUGAAAGAUGUUAUGAUGCCAAUCCACAAAACAAGUUUUAAGGAUGUCUACCUGGUCUACGAACUCAUGGAUACAGAUCUUCAUCAAAUUAUUAAGUCCUCUCAGCCACUUUCCAAUGAUCAUUGCAAAUAUUUCUUGUUUCAGCUCCUUCGAGGUCUUAAAUACCUUCAUUCAGCAAACAUUCUUCACCGGGACUUGAAGCCUGGGAAUCUGCUCGUCAAUGCCAAUUGCGAUUUGAAGAUAUGCGACUUUGGGCUUGCACGAACUAAUGGAGUUGAUGGCCAGUUUAUGACAGAGUAUGUUGUCACUCGCUGGUAUCGUGCACCGGAGCUCUUGUUAUGCUGUGACAAUUACGGAACCUCUAUUGAUGUCUGGUCAGUAGGGUGCAUUUUUGCUGAGAUUCUUGGUAGAAAGCCAAUCUUCCCUGGGACUGAGUGUCUCAACCAGCUGAAACUAAUUAUAAGCGUUCUUGGAAGCCAGCAUGAAUCUCAUCUUGAGUUUAUUGAUAAUGCAAAAGCAAGGAGGUUUAUCAAAUCACUGCCCUAUACUAGGGGCAGACACUUCUCUCAGCUAUACCCACAAGCAGAUCCAUUAGCCAUAGAUUUGUUGCAAAAAAUGCUUGUGUUCGAUCCAACCAAGAGAAUUACUGUCUUGGAAGCUCUCCAACACCCGUAUAUGGCUAGCCUAUAUGAUCCAAGGUGCGACCCUCCUGCUCAGGUUCCCAUCAGUCUCGACAUAGAUGAACAUUGGGGAGAACCGAUGAUUAGGGAAAUGUUUUGGAAUGAGAUGCUACAUUAUCAUCCUGAAGCUGCUUCCGCCAAUGCAUAAAUGAUUAAUUCUUCCAAGGCUUUCAGGUCUUGUUGCUUGUCUCUAGGAGUAGUUCUGUUUUUUCCUAGACAAACUGUAAUCUUAAAGGAUUUAACUACCGAAUUUUGUACUUUGUAUGAGAUUGCUUUAGUACUUUUUUAAUUUGGCGUCUCCACAAGGAUAAUGGCCUCUUGUAACUUGUAUAUAGCCAUGCAUACUGUUUUUGGUGUUUCGGCUAAACCCAUUUGAACUAGUGUCGUUCAUUAGUUGUUUCCUAACAUUUAACAGAAAAGAGUAAGAUAAUUUGUGCUUUCAAA
Molecule: messenger RNA, 1754 nt
Organism: Glycine soja
Lineage: Eukaryota; Viridiplantae; Streptophyta; Magnoliopsida; Fabales; Fabaceae
Product: mitogen-activated protein kinase 7-like
Exons: 4
Coding region: 352-1458 (368 amino acids)
Biological process (GO): protein phosphorylation; intracellular signal transduction
Cellular component (GO): nucleus; cytoplasm
Molecular function (GO): MAP kinase activity; ATP binding
Source: RefSeq, a predicted model, not a curated record